This is a messenger RNA of Leishmania mexicana MHOM/GT/2001/U1103, 4179 nucleotides long. Its product is annotated as receptor-type adenylate cyclase a. The record is from RefSeq and is a predicted model, not a curated record. The transcript has a single exon. Lineage: Eukaryota; Euglenozoa; Kinetoplastea; Trypanosomatida; Trypanosomatidae. Gene Ontology annotation, biological process: intracellular signal transduction; cyclic nucleotide biosynthetic process. Bases 1 to 4179 code for a protein of 1392 amino acids.
AUGCAGAUCCGACCAUCCCUCGGCGGGUGCCUCCGCCACGGCGGUGCCGGUGACCAUGCUGCCCGUCCGAUGUCACGGCUGCGCGCCGCACAGCUCCUCGUGUCGACUGCUGUUGCGUGUGUGGUGCUGUGCUGCGCACCGUGGGCGCUGGCGGAGAUCACCAAGGACGCCGAACGGGAGCCGGUAUACCUUCUGAACGCUAUGUAUUCGACCGAGACUAACACCGAUAAUGACGCCAAGGCCCUGUGGAAAGGCAUGGACAUGGCUUUCUACAACUCCCAGUACACGGCCGCCGGUGGGCGGCCCAUCAAGAUCCUUCAUCCCGACCCUGACCAGGACAACCUGGAUGACGUAGCGGAGGUGAUACUUCACUCCCUCGCCCGUCAAGAGAAGCUGCUCACCGUGCUUGGGCCGUACUUGGAUGGACGCCUUACGGCAGCCCUAAGUAAUGCUGAUGUGGUCCAAUCUGGGCUGAUGAUGCUCGCUCCCUUCACCGGCUCCUCCCGCGUGCGCACCUGGAGCGACUCUGUGUACUUCACCCGCGCUGAGCCGAUGGUGGAGCUCAAGGCUGUCCUUCAAUACGUUCUCAACAGACUCCGUGCUCGCCGUGUUGCCUUCAUGCGCUUGACCGGUAUGCAUUUCGGCAGGGAGGAGAUGACGUACGUGCAGGACACGCUCGCGUCCUUGUUGCGCGAGCCGGCCGCCUUGUAUACCGUGCCGUACUCCGACAUCAAUGUGGAGGUGGAUGAGGAAGCCUUUGACGCGAUGGCGGACACGCACCCGCAGGUGGUCAUCUUGUGGGCUGCACCCGUGCAGCAGGUGAUCCAUUUCCUCGAAAAGGUGCUGACGGACCCGCGUACGUCGUCGGCGUACAUCAUCUCCUGCUCAAUGAUACAGCGGGUUGUGCUUGAUGUGUACAGGCGCCUGCUGAGAGCGGGCAGCAUUGAGCCGGUGGACGGUCGGGUGCUCGCGAGUGCCACGACGGCCCCAGUCAGUGAGGAGAGGCUGGAGUACAUGGAGGUGUUCAAGGUGCAGAUGCGCCACUACAUCGAAAACUCUGGCAGCUUUGACUACUAUCCCGACGACGACAGUACGGAGACGCCGGGGCAGAGAGCGCGGUCUGAGGCGCCGCCUUCUCGGAAUUACACGGUGGAGGAGUUCUUUCAGGCGCAUCCGAGUAUUUCGAAACUGAUGGUGCUGGGGUGGCUAUCGGGGUCGCUUGUGCAGCAGACGCUCGAGAAGACGGACUGGAUUGUGAACCGGUCGACGUACAAGGCCGGACUGUUCAACCAGAACCGGUUCGUCAUCGGUGGCGACUACGUGCUAGGCGACUACGGUGGCCCGUGCGAACUGAUCGCGCAGUUCCUGGGUGCGAGCUGCUACUGCAACCAAGGCGGUCACUCGGCGAUCAUGACGGUCUUGAAGAACACAUCGUGGGAUAGCGUGCCGAGCUCGAGCUUUAGGUACCCGCAAUCGGAGUGCAGCUCAUCGAGAAGUGAUAUCGUGAAGGCGGUGAGUGUGUUGGCGCUUCUACACCAGGGCUAUCCGAAGCUGGUCGAUGCGGGUAUGCAGCUCAACGAGGUACUGCCCAUUGUGUCCAACGAAAACUCCUGCAAAGAGUACGCGGUGAGAUCGAUAUUUCUGAACGUAGAGACGGCGGAAGCGCAGCCGCUGUUUGACGCGGAGGUGUCGAACUAUUCUGUCGACAUCGUUGCCGGGCCCAUCUUGGAGGCACUCAACGUUGGCGAAGUCUUCGUGUUAAGCCCGCUGUACAACCUUCCACAACUGCGGACGCAGAGGCGCAACUACGUGUACCUGAUGCCAACGUUGGAGCAGGAGAUUUACGUCCUGUACUCGAGGAUCGACGCUCUCCGCACCAAUACGAAUGUGGGUGAGGACACGGCCGUGGUGUUACGCGGGUACUCCGCAGAGGAGGUAGAUGGCAUUUCAGAGAUUCUGUACAAGACGGCGGGCACCUUCAACUUGCCGGACCCGUCCAUCACCACCAUUUCCUUCACGGACAGCUUGAGCGGCGUACUGUCAACACGGGCCCUUAAUCUCGUCCUUGGCAUGAAGGAUGGCGACAGCGUUCACUUUUCGAAAUUCCUUGCCAAGCACACCGAUGCCAGGAUUUUGGUGUGCUUUGAUGAACUGACGAUGUACUACGAGGAGCUUCGGUCAGUGUUUUCCGUGCAGCCAACGUCUGUGCAGGCGCGACUGAUGUCGCUCAACAGCCUGCCACUGUGGACCGACACGUCGGCCGACGCAGAGGCUCGCUGGCCGAUUCUUUGGCGCUUCCACAAAAUCUUCCCCGACCCCGCUGACCACACGCCGUCUCUGCUGCGUGACGUGAUCAUAGCCGGCUUCAUUCGGGAGCUGGUUUUCACGACGACUGUGGCGGAGACGAAGCUGCUAACGGAUGCGGUGUACAUCAACGGUGGGGUCACGACGGACGGCUUUACGCUCGGCAAUUUCGAAUGGGGCUGCACGGCGACGACUAACGGUGAAUCGUGCGUGUACAAGAACUACGGCGCGUCGAACAUUGAGAUAUUGUCGAUGCAGCGGAUGCUGGACCCGACGGUGCCGCAGGUUUCUUCUCCCAGCACACCGACGAUGGAGUAUCGGCCACGCCAGAGGUCGCAUGCGCUGACACCUGCGCAACGCGCCGGCGUUAUUGCUGGCUGCGUCGUGGGUGGUGUGGUGCUGAUCACAACUUGCACGCUGAUUCUGUGCUGCUGUAUCGACAGCCGCGACAACGACGCCGCGCCGAAGGACGGUGACGAGCCGGUGACGCUGGUCUUCACGGACAUCGAGAGCAGCACUGCACUGUGGGCGGCGCUGCCGCAGCUGAUGACUGAGGCGAUUGCUGCGCACCACCGUGUGAUCCGGCAGCUGGUGAAGAAGUACGGGUGCUACGAGGUGAAGACGAUCGGCGACUCGUUCAUGAUCGCGUGCAAGAGCGCGCACAGCGCUGUGAGCCUUGCGUGCGAGAUCCAGACGAAGCUGCUGAGGCACGACUGGGGUACUGCGGCGCUGGACAGCGCGUACCGCAAGUUCGAGCUUGCGCGCGUGGACACUCUGGACGACUACGUGCCGCCGACUGCGCGGCUGAGGGGGGAGGAGUACGCUGCGCUGUGGUGCGGGCUGCGCGUGCGCGUGGGGAUCCACACGGGGCUGGCCGACAUCCGGUACGACGAGGUGACGAAGGGGUACGACUACUACGGUGACACGCCGAACAUGGCUGCGCGCACGGAGGCUGUUGCGAAUGGCGGGCAGGUUAUCGCGACGGAGGCGGCGUGGUGGGCGCUGUCGAACGACGAGCGCGCGGGCAUUGCGCACACGGCGAUGGGGCCGCAAGGGCUGCGCGGCGUGCCGUUCGCGGUGGAGAUGUUCCAGCUGAACGCUGUGCCUGGCCGCCGUCACGCUGCGCUGCGCACUGAGAUCGAGGCGAUCGUGCCGGAUGAGACAGCGACGGAGACGGCCUCGAGCGCUGCAGGCGCGCUGCUGUCGUCUGUGGGGACGAUGAACGGCCCUGCUGCUGGCGUUGCCUUCGUGCUGGCGAGCUGCUUUGCGCCGUACCCCGUUGCGCAGCGCGUGCGGGAGCUGCAGCCGCUGCUGGGCAAGUGGGGCGUUGGCGCGCCGCCGCGGAGUUGUGCUGUGAGCGAGGAGGACUACUGCCAGGGGCUGGUGAACCGUCUUGCGGUUCGCAUUACGACGGUGUUGCAGGCCCGCCAGCAGAUGCGCAACAACGAGGCUGGGGUGUCAGGAGAUAUACAGAACUUUAUCUCUAGUGGAUUGCUGAACCCGUUCCUGGGUGAGGGCAGCUUUGUCGCAGACGGCGCGAGGGCACGGCAUUCGGGGCUGACAGCGGUGCCGCCCUCUGCGGAACCGUCUGCGAUGCGCGAGUCGCGUCUCUGGAGACGACCGGUCUCGGGUGGUUUCUUACCGUUGGCGACGUUGGUAGGAAAGGAUCACUGCAGUUUGAGCUUCGCGGGGUUCCAUGAUGAGGUGGUGCCCUUCACAGCUCAGGCGUCGCGGCGGCCUUCAGAGGCGCACAAUUCGCGGAGUGCGAGCGUGUCUUGCGAGGUGGUCGUUGUGCGAAUGCCGAUGAAGCUAGGGUGCCGCCGCCGCCCAAGCUUGCUGGAGCCGUUGGCGGAGGAUGUGACCGAUGAGGCGUAG